GGUUACAACCACAAGAGUUCGAAGACGAGUUCGGCGACGGGAAGGGCAUCAGGCCUAACGAAAGAAGAGCAAAGUGAGAGCACCGUGGUCCGAUAGCAAUAACCUCUCAGCCCAAGCAAGAGUAAACCACAGUUACAAUGUCUCACUCCAAACGCAACACCUCAUUGGCAUUCUUCACAGCGCAUGAACGAUCACUGCUGCGAUCAAGCUGGGGCACACAAUCGACCCGCCUCUCACGCGACUCUUUCAUCCCAUUUGGGUAUUGUCGGUUGUGCUUAUCUCCAGCGAAGGAUCCAGUUGCCUGUGGUGGCGGUGGUAGUGGCACGAAAAGCGACAGUGUAAAAGUCCACCUCUUCUGCCGCGAGUGCGCACUAAAUGACCUCAUGGCUCAACGGAAAGAGAUCAAGCGUCUUGAGCGGGAAGCUGAGAUGCGUGAGCGCGACAUGGAGGAUGAGAAACGUCGUGCUGACGAGGAGAAUCGACGACAGGAUUUGGAGCGCUUUGAACGAGCGGAAAUGGGCUUCGAGGAUGAACCGCGUGGAGCAGCUACGAAACAAAAACGCCGGGCGGAAGAGAUGCAUGCUUCAAAUGCACGCUCCGAUGCUCCGCCACAGAAGAGAGUCAAGGCAGACAAGGAAUCGGAGGCGAGUUUUUGGAUUCCCGGGACCGAUACAAGUUCGGUGACGAAGACGGCUACAGCGACGAAACUACAUGCGCUAUGUCCUGCAUCUACACCGGAGAGUAAACACGAGUAUUCGCUCAAGGGCUUGGUUCGGAUCAAGUUCUCAGAGGCCGAAGGGAGCAAUGUCUGUCCUAGUUGUCAGAAGGUGCUGAGCAAUACGUCGAGACCUAUGCUGGGAACGGCAGAGGGGUGCGGGCAUGUUAUAUGUGGUGGGUGUGCGGAUCUGUUUUCAUCGAGUUCGGAAAGGGUGGCUUGUUAUGUGUGUGAGGCGGAUCUUAGCGGGACCUCGACCAAGGAUCGCGCUGAGAAUGAUGGGCCGGAAGAGAAAGAGUCGAAGAAGAGCAAGAAGGAUAAGAAAAAUAAAAGAGAUGGAAGUAAAGGACGACUUGUUGAAAUCAGUUGUGAAGGGACUGGGUUUGCGGGUGGUGGUGCGAAUAUGGCGAAGCGGGAUGGUGUUGCGUUUCAAUGUUAAGCUGAGGAAGGGGAGGUUCUAGGCGGUCUUAGCUGAAGUUCCGCCUAGAGCGUGACUGGCUUAGGGACUAUGAAUAAUGAAUGGGUAUCUCAGGCGCCGAAAUAAACUAUCUCCGGGAAUCUCCGGGUACUGUGGUCCGAUAA
Messenger RNA from Exophiala viscosa, 1297 nucleotides. RefSeq lists its product as uncharacterized. The record is from RefSeq and is a predicted model, not a curated record. Bases 138 to 1154 code for a protein of 338 amino acids. Lineage: Eukaryota; Fungi; Ascomycota; Eurotiomycetes; Chaetothyriales; Herpotrichiellaceae. Gene Ontology annotation, cellular component: nucleus. Gene Ontology annotation, molecular function: ubiquitin protein ligase activity. The transcript has a single exon.